AUGGGCAGGAGAUCAGCGGGUCCCAUGGUGAGCAACCGAUCAGCACCGCUCUUUAGCCCCGGCCGUCGCUCUUCUUCCUCAUCUGGCCGCAGCUAUCUGCACUCAUCCUCUCUGCCUCUUUGCUAUCGACAACAUGCCUCACCCUCCGGUUCUCAGUCGCCCUUCUUUGGCAGCUCUGGCCAGCUGUCAUGGUGCGCUCAGUCCAUCCUCAGUCUCGCCAUGGACUCGGACGCUGAACUAAGUGACUCCUCCACUACAUCCACCACCUCUCGAUCCUCCUCCCAUCAAAGCGUUAACCUUCUGACGCCCAAGCCCAGCAUGAUACAGAAACCCUUACCAAGCUCUCCCUCCCCUUCUUCGAAUCGAAACCAGCCGGAAGGGGAGAGCGGGGAAGACGCUGGCGCAACUGUUGACCGAGGGAAGCAGCCUGGACAGGACGAAAGCGCAAGAUCUAGCGUUGCGUCAGUCGAUGAGAAAGCUCUUGACUCCCAACUCCUGGCAGUGCAGAAAAUGAUACGGCGGCAGGCU
Messenger RNA from Dibothriocephalus latus, 528 nucleotides. NCBI's taxonomy places the organism in Eukaryota, Metazoa, Platyhelminthes, Cestoda, Diphyllobothriidea, Diphyllobothriidae. The record is from the annotation of a GenBank genome assembly.